Molecule: messenger RNA, 2700 nt
Organism: Jaculus jaculus (lesser Egyptian jerboa)
Lineage: Eukaryota; Metazoa; Chordata; Mammalia; Rodentia; Dipodidae
Gene: Slc27a1
Product: solute carrier family 27 member 1
Exons: 13
Coding region: 255-2258 (667 amino acids)
Biological process (GO): response to cold; adiponectin-activated signaling pathway; phosphatidic acid biosynthetic process
Cellular component (GO): mitochondrial inner membrane; plasma membrane
Molecular function (GO): fatty acid transmembrane transporter activity; long-chain fatty acid transmembrane transporter activity; long-chain fatty acid-CoA ligase activity
Source: RefSeq, a predicted model, not a curated record
GAAAGAUAGGGGUAUGGCAGUGGCUCCUGUGGGGAAACCCAGGAGCUGAGGCUUUCAGGCUUGGGGAUGUCAUGGAGGUGGGCGCUGGGACACAGGAGAGGUUCCGUCAUGGAGUAGGGACAGAGCUUCGACAGGCCUAGGGGGUGCGUUGGCUUUGAGCGCUAACGCGUGCUAAAGCGUAGGGUGCAGCUAGGGCCAGGGUCUUGCCCCGGCUCAGAGAACGGGAAGGGGCAGUUGGUGAUGAAAAGGCCUUGAUGAGAGAAGAGACUUGCGGCAGCUCCGUGGGCGUGGCCUACCCUAGUUUAGCCAAUCCCAGGAUGCGCGCUCCGAGUGCGGGCACGGCCUCGGUGGCCUCGCUGGCGCUUCUGUGGCUGCUGGGGCUGCCGUGGACUUGGAGCGCGGCGGCGGCGUUCGGCGUGUACGUGGGCGGCGGCGGGUGGCGCUUCCUGCGCAUCGUCUGCAAGACCGCGAGGCGGGACCUGUUUGGCCUGUCCGUCCUGAUUCGUGUGCGCCUGGAGCUUCGUCGGCACCAGCGCGCUAGGGACACCAUCCCACGCAUCUUCCAGGCAGUGGCCCAGCGACAACCUGAACGCCUGGCCCUGGUCGACGCGGGCAGUGGUGUUUGCUGGACCUUCGCACAGCUCGAUGCCUACUCCAACUCUGUGGCCAACCAGUUUCACCAGCUGGGCUUUGUGCCUGGUGAUGUGGUGGCAGUCUUCUUGGAGGGCCGGCCUGAGUUCGUGGGGUUGUGGCUGGGCCUAGCCAAGGCCGGCGUGGUGGCUGCCUUGCUCAAUGUUAACCUGCGGCGGGAGCCCCUGGCCUUCUGCCUGGGCACAUCGGGGGCCAAGGCCCUCAUUUACGGCGGGGAGUUGGCUGCAGCGGUGGCGGAGGUGAGCGGGCAGUUGGGGAAGAGCCUCCUCAAGUUCUGUUCCGGAGACUUGGGGCCCGAGAGCGUCUUGCCCGACACACAGCUGCUAGACCCCAUGCUGAAGGAGGCUCCCACGGCGCCCCUGACACAGGCCCCAGGCAAGGGCAUGGACGAUCGUCUCUUCUACAUCUAUACCUCCGGGACCACAGGGCUACCUAAGGCUGCCAUUGUGGUGCAUAGCAGGUACUACCGCAUCGCAGCCUUCGGCCACCACUCCUACAGCAUGCGGCAGGCCGACGUGCUCUAUGACUGCCUGCCCCUGUACCACUCGGCAGGGAACAUCAUGGGUGUUGGGCAGUGUAUCAUCUAUGGGUUGACCGUGGUCCUCCGUAAGAAGUUUUCAGCCAGCCGCUUCUGGGACGACUGCAUCAAGUACAACUGCACGGUGGUGCAGUACAUCGGCGAGAUCUGCCGCUACCUGCUGAAGCAGCCUGUGCGCGACGCCGAGCGGCGACACCGCGUGCGCCUGGCCGUGGGUAACGGGCUGCGGCCGGCCAUCUGGGAGGAGUUCACGCAGCGCUUCGGCGUGCGCCAGAUCGGCGAGUUCUACGGAGCCACCGAGUGCAACUGCAGCAUCGCCAACAUGGACGGCAAGGUGGGCUCCUGCGGCUUCAACAGCCGCAUCCUCACGCACGUGUACCCCAUCCGCCUGGUGAAGGUCAACGAGGACACGAUGGAGCCGCUGCGGGACGCGCAAGGCCUCUGCAUCCCGUGCCAGCCGGGGGAGCCCGGCCUCCUCGUGGGCCAGAUCAACCAGCAGGAUCCACUGAGGCGCUUUGACGGCUAUGUCAGCGACACUGCCACCGACAAGAAGAUUGCACACAGCGUCUUCCGCAAGGGCGACAGUGCCUACCUCUCAGGUGAUGUGUUGGUGAUGGACGAGCUGGGCUACAUGUACUUCCGCGACCGUAGCGGGGACACCUUCCGCUGGCGAGGGGAGAAUGUCUCCACCACCGAGGUGGAGGGUGUGCUGAGCCGCCUUCUCGGCCAGACGGACGUGGCUGUGUAUGGAGUGGCUGUGCCAGGGGUGGAGGGGAAAGCAGGCAUGGCAGCCAUUGUGGACCCCCACAGCAAGCUGGACCCCAACUCCAUGUACCAGGAGCUGCAGAAGGUGCUGGCACCCUAUGCUCGGCCCAUCUUUCUGCGUCUCCUGCCCCAUGUGGACACCACAGGCACCUUUAAGAUCCAGAAAACACGACUGCAGCGUGAGGGCUUUGACCCCCGCCAGACCUCCGACAGGCUCUUCUUCCUGGAUGUGAAGCAGGGUCACUACCUACCCCUGGACGAGGGCGUCUACAGCCGUAUCUGCACAGGUGCCUUCUCACUCUGAUGGACUGGGUCACCUCAGGCUGUUCUCACCAGCCACCUGCUGGGCUGUACAUGAACUGCAAAACUGGAACCUGGAAGGCACCUAUGCCCAUCUUGUUGUCAUGUCCCUCUGCCUGCCAUGUCUCCACCCUCCACACCCAUCCCUGUUCCUCCUCCUCCCUCUCUUCCCCCUGCCAGGAGCCCAGCAAACACUUCCUGGCAGCUGCAUCCUGUGCAGAGACCAGUGUCCUGGGGUCACUGCUAUCCAGUUGUGACCCAGACUGUAGCUUCUGAUUCCUUCCCUCACCACCCCCCCCCCACUGUGCCUUAAGAACCUGCCCAAGCAGCUGGCAGCCAUCCUCCUGCUGGAGUCCGUGGGCUGGGUGGCGCACCUUGUGACUGGAGGGAGAUUGGCAGGAACACCUUACAGAUCUCCCAGGUCAACUGGAAAUAACCUUUGCAUU